Messenger RNA from Triplophysa dalaica, 1786 nucleotides. RefSeq names its product T-SNARE Domain Containing 1 (gene tsnare1). Lineage: Eukaryota; Metazoa; Chordata; Actinopteri; Cypriniformes; Nemacheilidae. Gene Ontology annotation, cellular component: endomembrane system; membrane; SNARE complex. Gene Ontology annotation, molecular function: SNARE binding; SNAP receptor activity. Gene Ontology annotation, biological process: vesicle fusion; vesicle-mediated transport; intracellular protein transport. The record is from RefSeq and is a predicted model, not a curated record. Bases 123 to 986 code for a protein of 287 amino acids. The transcript is spliced from 12 exons.
AUGUGAUGUUGUCAGCCGGGAUUGAAUCUGAGAGGUUGCCUCUGAUGUGAGUGCUAAUGCUAAGUGCUCCCUCUGGAAAAGCUUAAUCCCGGUUUGGUGCUUGAGAAAACAUCCCAGUCAGAAUGUCUUACGGAUCCAUCGAUGCGGGUUCUUUCGGAAGCAGAAAUCCUUUCGGUGGGCCCACAAGUCAGGGCUACCAGCCAGUAGCAACACAAGUUAGCCCUUCAGAGCUGCAAGAUGUGUUUCAGGAAACCUCCUCUAACAUCUUUCAGAUCAAUGCCAACGUCGUAACCCUGGAGAAGAACCUUCAGUCAUUGGGAACAUCAAGAGACACAGCAGAGCUGCGACAGAGUUUACAUUCCACACAGCAGCAGACCAAUAAAGUCAUAACAAGCACAAGUCAACUUGUCAAGCAACUCAGUGACAUCAUCAGCGGAUCCUCACGGCAAGACAGGCUCCGUUUGACCAGACUCAAGACCGAGCUUUCAGAUUCUGUGCAGCGAUAUGGAGACCUGCAGAAGAAAAUUGCAGAUCGUUCAAGAGCCUUGCUUCCUCCAGCACAAAAGGACAGGAAGCAGAGCGCACAGACUCCUUUCAGUGAACUAGUCGAAGAAGGGCCUUUUUUUGGAGGAGGGGAAAACGUGGAGAGUGAUGGCCAGGCGUUCCUGUCGGAGAUCAGUGAGGAAGACGUGGAGAUCCUGAGGGAGAGAGAAGAAGCGCUGGUUCAGAUUGAGAGAGACAUGCUGGACGUCAAUCAGAUUAUGAAGGAUUUGGCCAGCAUGGUGCAUGAACAAGGAGACACCAUAGACAGUAUUGAAGACUACAUUCAGACCACCUCGUCGCAUGUGGAAACGGCCAAUCAGGAGCUUGCGAAAGCCAGUCAUCAUCAGAGGCAGCUGAGGAAGAGGAAAUGUUAUCUGCUCAUCGCUGGAGCUCUUCUUCUUACUCUGCUUAUCAUCAUUAUUGCAGUCUCAGCCAGAAAAUGAGAGCAAGUGCACAGAGAUCUGUGUUCACCGCUGUGAUCUCUUUCCAUCUUCCCGUCGAAAAGGGAGUCCACAUAAGAGGUGUCCACCUGCACUCUCCUCCUGUCUUCUCUUUCCUCUCUGUACUUCUGUUGGACCGGGUGCUUUAUUUGUGUACGCAUGUCUGGAAAUGUGUGUGCGCGUGUGUGAACGUUGGGUAAAAGAGUCUAUUUUUAUCAGUGCUUUGUACUGUAAUGUGCAAUUAAUUGCUCUUUACCUUUUCAAAGUGGGCUCCAAAUCAAAGAACAAGCUCCAAAUAGACUUGAUGUUGCUCUGGGCUUUUAUGCCAACAUUAAAAGCAGUUUCCUUCAUUUUGGCUAGUUUGCAUAUCAGCUCAUGUCGAUCUUUUGCCACUUAUUCACACUGUGCUCAAAAUACAUGUAUUUUUCUAGGGCGCAAAUUAUCUGUGAUGAAACGAUGUAACGCUGCCACACUCGUUUCCAGGAAAACUCUUUAAAAGCAGUUUAUAAUAGCAAACAUAAAGGGUUGACUUUUAUUUUCAACAUUGUGACCUGCUGUAUUUGUUUACCAAAAACUGAUGUUGAAUGCAGCAGGACGCCUAACGUUGUUCCAAAAAUCCUGCUAUGAAAAAUAAGACAAUUAUUUUUAUUUGCAUAACCAUAAAAGCAUAAAUAUAAACGCUUAUUCUAAAAGGUCCUACUUCCUCUUGUAUUGAUUGUACUGCUCUUAUUGUUCUUCUUAUAGUUUAUGGUUCUUCUAGGCUUAUAGUUUAUGGCUUUAGUUUUUAUUUUAAAUUGUUUCUG